AUGGAAGAUAAUCUCGAAUACACCUUCGAACAACGGCUGGCCUGGCUUGAGGGCAAGUCCGAACAAUGGGCCUUCCUAGAAGAAAGGGUGCCCAAGCUCGAAGAUAUUGUGAUCAAGCAUGAUAAUGAAAUCAGCAUUCUACGUUCCACAGUAGAUGGACUGUUGGAGCAACUGAAUUGUGUCCAGGCACUAGCUGAUGAGGCACUCGACAAGUGUGCCACUAUGCAUGCUCCUCAAGGCUUUGGGGGCAGUGGGGGUGCAAAGAUAAAGCCGCUCAAGCCCCAAACCUUUGAUGGGGCAAGAGAUUCGAAGCAAGUCGACAACUUCAUCUUUGACAUGGAACAAUACUUCCGAAUUUGUCAAAUAGAGGAUCCCUUCAAGGUGGAUACUGCCACCAUGUAUUUAGUGGAGGACGCGAAGUUGUGGUGGCGCACCAAAUAUGCCGACAUUCAAGCAAAACGAAUCACGCUUGAUAGUUGGGAGGAUCUCAAGAAGGAGAUCAAGAACCAGUUCUGCCCGGAUAACACCGAGUUCGUGGCUCGCACAAAGUUAACCACCCUACACCACAAGACUUCCAUUCGAGAAUAUGUGAAGGAAUAUUGUGUGUGCAUGUUAGAGAUCCAAGAUAUGUCAGAGAAGGAUCGGUUGUUCAACUUUGUGCGAGGUUUGAAGGAUUGGGCGCAACGUGAGAUUUGGCGCCAAAAGAUAGACACUCUAGCUGGUGCUAUAGCAGCAGCUGAGAAGUUAAUGGAUUACUCACCCGAUAAGGGCCCUAAUCAGAAGAAGGGGAACAAUGGACAAGCAAAAAGCACUCCUAGAAGCCAACACCCCGCCUCCCAAGUUAGCUCAAACAAUGAUGGGAGUAGGUACAACAAGAUUGUGGGGGACGACUCUAGAAGGAGUGGAGCUUCCUCUUCAUCAAGUAAGGGAAGCACAUCAACCUUCUCAACGGGGAACAGACCCCUAACAUGCAUCCUCUGUCGAGGCCCUCACAAGUGGUUCGAAUGCCGUCAUAAGGGAGAAAUCGAUAGUCUCCAAAAGAAGUUAUCGGCGAUGACGGUGGAGUCAAAACAGACCGAAGAAGCAUGCGAGGUGGAACCCGAUGAGGAAGAGCCCUCAAGGCUGGGGGCGGUGCACAUGUUGUACGCCAUGGGAAAGGAAGAGCCCGAGGAGAGGUCUAAAAACACUGAGUUGAUGUAUGUAGAAGUGUUGGUGAAUGGGAGGAGGGGCAAUGCGAUGAUUGACACCGGGGCCACCCAUAACUUCAUAUCCCAAGGAGAAGCUCGAAGAUUGGGGCUGAAGCUGAUUCAAGAAGGGGGUAGUAUGAAAGCUGUUAACUCAGCCGCCAAGCCAGUUCAUGGGGUUGCAAGGAACAUCCCAACAAAGCUGGGGGACUGGAGCGGAAACCUGGAUUUCACUAUAGCCACUAUGGAUGACUUUAACCUUGUACUCGGUAUGGACUUCCUACGUGCAAGUAAAGCUGUCCCGAUGCCCCACCUGGGGUCAGUAUUAGUAGCUGGACAACAUCCUUGCCUCCUCAAGACUUGCAAGAUGAGAAAAGGGUCUAAAGGCCCCCUCCUUUCGGCAAUGCAACUAAAAAAGGGGUUGAAAAGGAACGAACCCACAUUCCUUGCUACUCUAUCAGUGAAAGAAGAUGAAGCCCCUCAUGAAAUCCCCGCAGCUUUAGAUAAGCUUCUCACGGAAUUUGAGGACCUCCUCCCCAAAGAGCUCCCAAAUGGCUUCCUCCUAGGAGGGCUGUGGAUCACGAGAUUGAACUUGUUCCUGGUUCGAGGCCCCCUGCUCGAGGCCCUUACCAAGAAACAAGAUGGGAGCCUCCGAUUGUGCAUAGACUAUCGAGCCCUCAACAAGGUCACAGUGCGGAAUCAUUACCCCAUUCCGUUGGUGGCGGACUUGUUCGAUCAACUAGGGGAUGCAGUGUUCUUCACGAAGUUGGAUCUGAAAUCUGGCUACCACCAGGUUCGCAUUGCUCAAGGAGAUGAACCGAAGACCGCAUGUGUAACGAGAUAUGGAGCAUUUGAGUGGCUAGUUAUGCCGUUUGGGUUGACCAAUGCCCCCGCAACCUUCUACACCUUGAUGAAUCAGGUGUUCCAUGAAUUUCUCGACAAGUUUGUAGUGGUGUACCUGGAUGACAUUGUAAUUUAUAGCAAGACCUUUGAAGAACACCUCGACCACUUGAGAAAGGUGUUUGAGAAGCUGCAAAAACAUCAUAUGUUCGUCAAGCAAGAAAAAUGUGCUUUCGCCCAAGAAGAAGUUGGGUUCUUGGGACACUUUGUAGGUAAAGGCCGCAUAAGGAUGAAUCCAAAGAAGAUACAAGCAAUUCAGGAUUGGAAAGAUCCAAGGAACACUUCCGAGCUUCGGUCCUUUCUAGGCUUGGCAAAUUAUUACCGCAGGUUUAUCAAGGGAUACUCCGAGUUAGCCAGUCCCCUCACCGACCUCUUGCAGAAGGAUCGUCGUUGGGAAUGGUCAGAGAAACAGCAAAAAGCUUUUCAGGAAUUGAAAGAUUCAGUAAUGAGAGAGCCAGUCCUCGCUCUCCCUAACCCCAACAAACCCUUUGAAGUAGAGACAGACGCUUCCGAUUUUGCCUUGGGAGGAGUAUUACUCCAAGAUGGCCACCCCAUCGCAUUCGAGAGUCGGAAGUUGAACAGUGCGGAAAGGAAGUACGCAGCACAAGAAAAGGAACUCCUAGCUAUUGUGCACUGCCUUAGGGGCUGGAGACAUUACUUGUUGGGCUCGAAGUUCAUCGUCCGCACCGACAAUACUGCUGCAACCCACUUUCUCUCUCAGCCUAAGUUGACGGGAAGACAGGCUCGAUGGCAAGAAUCCUUAGCUGAGUUUGAUGUAGAGUUUGCAUACAGAACAGGGGCUAGCAACAGGGUAGCAGAUGCGCUGAGCAGGCGAGCAGACCUGGCACCCCUACAAAGAUUAGCCCCUUUAACUUCAAGCAACGUCACUACCUCUGUGCGUGAUCAAGUCAAAGCUUACUUAGGAGAUGAUCCGAUGACAGGAACCAUCAAGAAAUUGAUUGAAGAAGGGAAAACUAGACGUUUCUGGAUGGAAGACGGACUUGUCUACACAAAAGGAAAGAAACUCUUCAUCUCUAGAGCAGGUGGUUUGAGAAAGCUGCUCUUGAGGGAAUGCCACGACACGCUAUGGGCAGGUCAUCCGGGUUGGCAAAGGACACUCAGCUUACUGAGCACAAGAUACUAUUAG
This is a messenger RNA of Chenopodium quinoa (quinoa), 3231 nucleotides long. RefSeq lists its product as uncharacterized. Bases 1 to 3231 code for a protein of 1076 amino acids. The transcript is spliced from 2 exons. NCBI's taxonomy places the organism in Eukaryota, Viridiplantae, Streptophyta, Magnoliopsida, Caryophyllales, Amaranthaceae. The record is from RefSeq and is a predicted model, not a curated record.